AGCAGCAGAUAGGCAGAGCAGGCCUCUUGUCGAGUCUGCUCAAGUUUUUGCGACCACACAAUGAGUGCGUGUGGGACAGAAAGUCAGAAAUGACAACAUGAUCGCUUGAUUUUCCGUAACAUUACCAACAACUGUUUGAAUCCGUGCCCGAAAAAAUGGACCCUUUUCCUGACCAGUUUAUGGAAUUCCACCCCAUCCACGGUACCAACGUGAGGCUGGACCAGUCAGGGACGCAGGCCACCCGGGUGGAGAGCUUCGCCAACGGGGUGUGUUUCAGCAAAUACCCUCUGAAGCCUGGGGAGAUAUUUCUCAUAGAAAUCGAGGAUAAGGAGCUGGGCUGGUGUGGUCACCUGCGCAUUGGCCUGACCGCCAACGAUCCCAUGAGCUUAGAGGUAGUACCUGAGUACUCCAUCCCAGACCUCAUGGACCUCGGGGACAGCUGGGUUUUUGCAAUCACCCGCAACCACAACAAGAUCACAGAGGAGCCCGAAGUCCAGGAGGGAGGACUGAGGCUUGGACGAGGGGAGGCUGAAGAAGGACACAUCAACACGGCUCCAAAGACUUUCUUUACUGACUCUCACUUGCACAUUGAAAAUAUACGUAUCCCCAGAGACAAAUUGGUCGGAAGGAGCCGACCCGGACGCUUCAGUCACAUUUUGGACGACCUGUACAAGACCAACGUGCUGCCUCCCACAGCCAGACGCAGCAGGAUAGGUGUCCUGUAUGUGCCUAAGGGGAAGGACGUGGCAGACAUGCACAUUGUCAUCAACGGGGAGGACAUGGGAGCUUCUGCAAAGGGCAUCUCCACCAUCCAGCCUCUCUAUGCUGUGCUGGACGUCUUUGCCGCCACCAAGUGUGUUCGAAUCGUCCAGGUGGAGUAUGGAUUCUCAUCCCUGCAGACGUUGUGUAGGAAAGCCAUCCAGAAGCACAUUGUCCACAGGAUGGCCAUUGACUGGCUGGAGCUGCCUGAGGCGCUCAAGCACUACUGCAAGUAUGAGUGAAGGACGAAGACCUGGAAAUGGACAGAAAUAUUAUUUCCUCUCCACUCAGUUUCUACAAAUAAAAUGCAAUAUUUUUU
This is a messenger RNA of Solea solea (common sole), 1078 nucleotides long. It is a transcript of the gene neurl2, whose product is annotated as neuralized E3 ubiquitin protein ligase 2. The coding region runs from base 156 to 1001 and encodes 281 amino acids. The transcript is spliced from 3 exons. Gene Ontology annotation, biological process: intracellular signal transduction. The record is from RefSeq and is a predicted model, not a curated record. Gene Ontology annotation, molecular function: ubiquitin protein ligase activity. NCBI's taxonomy places the organism in Eukaryota, Metazoa, Chordata, Actinopteri, Pleuronectiformes, Soleidae.